This is a messenger RNA of Manis javanica (Malayan pangolin), 1963 nucleotides long. NCBI's taxonomy places the organism in Eukaryota, Metazoa, Chordata, Mammalia, Pholidota, Manidae. The record is from RefSeq and is a predicted model, not a curated record.
AGUUGGGGGAGAAGGGGCAGGUAGAGAAAGACACUCUUAGAAAUUUCUGUACAUGAGAAAACUGAGGCCUAAAUGACUUCCUUAAACUCACACGGGUAACGCAUAACAGGACGGUUUUAACUCAGUCAGGGCUCUCUGGCUGCAAGCAGCAGAGACCAGUGUAGCUAAAAUGGACAAGAAAUAGCUCGCUAUAUCAAAGGAAUCGAUCUGAGAGAGGCUCGCCACCGCAGAGGCUCUAGGGGCCCUGGGGGAGCCCUGUCAGAGCACUUCCAUCCUGCCAGGGGCUCCAGCCACGGCCCCGCGCUGAGUCCGAGGCUGGACACGCAGAUGCUCCUGUUUCUGUGGAAGAUACUCUGACCAGCCUGCUUGGGUCACGGGAGGGCUGAGCUCCAUGACUGUACCCAAAACAGGGAAGAAGGGGUAAUUUCACAAAAGGAGAUGGGGAAGUUACAGACAAAGGGGAGAUGGAAGGCAAACAGGCAAAAAUAACAGCCGGUCACCACAAGCCUGGAGCUCAGCUGGCACGACCAGGAAGGGCUGGCACUCUCCUUGGCUCGUGCUCUCCCUCCCCUCCUCCCUCUCUGCUGGACACAUAUGCCGUUAUGUCUCCACUUGUUUCAUUUUUCUUCCUCUGCUUACAGACCUCCUGGCCUUACUCAUUCACUUCAAAAUAGUAGGUGCAGCCUUCAGCUGCUCGCUCCAAGGAGCCCAGUAUCUCAGUUGCAAUUUUCCAGGAGCGAGACCUUGGAUGUUCCAGCUCCCCUGGUCUAAUUAGCUGGCACCUUGUGUGGUAAAAGGAAUCGUGGGGUGGAAAGGAGAUCCACCUGAUAGAUGGGGGUGUCUCUUCCAGGACCCAGGGGCAGACACUGCAGUGCAGCCUCAGGGACUCAGAAUGGGCGUGUGUGUAAAUAUAUAUACGUCACUGCUGCUGUCCUGUGGUCCCAGAUGACUGCCCUUGGCUAUCCUAGGCUUUUCUAGUUUGAUUCCUAUAGAUAACUGGGUCAGUUUCUAGGUUUUUCCAAUUCCCAAUUCUUAGAAAGGCAUUUGUGUUCAUCUUUUUAAACUGGGCACACAAGCCGCAGGGAGCCGGCUAGCCUACAGAGAGGCCAUCCCAUGGUGGGUCCACACCUCCGGCCUAGCUGACCUGAGCAAGCGGGCACCAGUGUGGCCCGGGGAUGGAUGAUUGGCCUCUUUGGGGCCACACCACAAGGGAAUGGAGCCCUUCUGGAGAAUUAGAGCCCCUUCUUAACCCUGUGUUUCCUGUUGCAGGGCAGGUCAAGGUCCUCCUGGAAGAAAUACUGGAGCGGGUGACAGAUGAGUUUAACAUCUCAGAGCUGAUGGCCAAAGUGGAGGAGCGCACCCCGUACAUAGUAGUUGCCUUCCAGGAGUGUGAACGAAUGAACAUCCUCACCAGAGAGAUCCAGCGCUCACUGAGGGAGCUGGACCUCGGCUUAAAGGGGGAGCUGACUAUGACUGGUGACAUGGAGAAUUUACAGAACGCCCUGUACCUGGACACAGUGCCAGAGCCCUGGGCCAGGCGAGCCUACCCUUCCACAGCAGGCCUGGCAGCCUGGUUUUUGGGCCUCCUCAACCGAAUCAAGGAACUGGAGGCUUGGACAGGAGACUUUGUGAUGCCCUCCACUGUGUGGCUGACAGGCUUCUUCAACCCCCAGUCCUUCCUGACCGCCAUCAUGCAGUCCAUGGCCCGCAAGAAUGAGUGGCCACUAGACCAGAUGGCCCUGCAAUGUGAUGUGACAAAGAAGAAUAGAGAGGAAGUCAGGAGCCCUCCUCGGGAAGGGGCUUACAUCCAUGGCCUCUUCAUGGAAGGUGCUCGCUGGGAUACACAGGUAAAUCCUGAGAUGAGCCAAAGGGCAUCCUGUGUGGGAUGAUCCGUAUUGUCUCUAUUAAGUGUGAUUACUCAGAGGGGUACCCCUGAAUCUUUUAACCUAAAUCAACUUUUCUU